CCGCGCUAAGAACAAAAGCCCUCUGCGCGCUCACGCUCCGGGGCUUUGAAGCGGCGCGGCCGAACUUGGAUCUCUGCCCCUUCGGCCGAGCCGUCCGGGGCUGAACUCGCCGUUGCCUUCCCCGCACGCCGCGGGCAGCCGGGGCUCUCCCGCYCGCCGCCCUCGCCCGCCCGUCCCGCCGGGGCUGCCCGCGGAGGGGGCCGCACCCCGCGCCCCCCCGGCCGCCUCCGCGCCGCGGGACCUUGGCUUUGCCCUUCGCACGGCAGGUGGCGGGGCCAGCGGACAAGGAUGCGUGUCUUCCCGUGGGGAUUUUGGCUGCUGUGUGUCGCCUCCGCCCCGGCUCGCGGUGACAGCGGCAGCAAGGCGAGGAGCUGCGCCGAGGUCCGGCAGCUGUAUGGAGCCAAGGGCUUCAGCCUCAGCGGCGUGCCCCAGGCCGAGAUCUCCGGGGAGCACCUGCGGAUCUGCCCACAAGGCUACACCUGCUGCACCAGCGAGAUGGAGGAGAACUUUGCAAACAAAAGCCGAAGUGAAUUUGAAGCCAUGAUGAAAGAGGCUGGUCGCUCUGUGCAGGCGACMCUAACAGCACAGCACAGAAGUUUUGACAGUUAUUUCCAGGAUUUGUUGAACAAGUCAGAAAAGGCCCUUUAUGAUGCUUUUCCAAGCAUGUACGGAGAAUUGUACACUCAGAACGCAAAGGUCUUCAAGGACUUGUACAGCGAGCUGCGCCGCUACUACCGGAGCUCCAACAUCAACUUGGAAGAGGCGCUCAAUGAGUUCUGGACACGCCUGCUGGAGCGGCUCUUCAAGCUGCUGAACCCCCAGUACCACAUCACGGACGAGUACCUGGACUGCAUGGUGAAACACGCCGAGCAGCACAAACCCUUCGGGGAGGUGCCCAGGGACCUSAAGGUGAAGGUGACCCGAGCCUUCAUCGCAGCACGUUCCUACGCGCAGGGCUUCCUCGUGGGCAGCGACGUGGUCAAAAAGGUGUCUCAGGUGUCCCUCAGCCACGAGUGCACUCGUGCCAUCAUGAAGCUGAUGUACUGCCCGCACUGCCGGGGCAUGUCCAGCGUGAAGCCGUGCAACAACUACUGCCUGAACGUCGUGAAGGGCUGCCUGGCCAACCAGGCUGACCUCAGCACCGAGUGGAAGUACCUGAUGGAUUCCCUGAUCGGGGUGGCUGAUCGCAUUGAUGGACCCUACAACGUGGACACUGUCAUAGGAACCCUUCACAUGAGGAUCUCUGAAGCCAUUUCCAACCUGCAGGAAAACAAAGAUUCCAUCACAAGCAAGGUAUUCCAAGGCUGUGGAAAUCCCAAAAUCAGCACAAAAGGCUCAAGUAGUGAGGACAAGAAGAGACGGGGGAAGGUGCCAUUGGAAGCCAAAUCCUCUGCACAAGCACUGGAGAUGCUGGUUUUAGAUGCCAAAGGGAAUCUGACAGCUCUCAAGACAUACUGGAUCACCCUGCCCAGCAGCCUGUGCAGCAARAAAGUAAUGGCCAGCUCAGCAUCAGAUGACAAGUGUUGGAACGGGAUGACCAAGGGCAGUUACCUGCCCGAAGUGAUGGGGGAUGGCUUGGCUAACCAGAUUAACAACCCGGAGGUGGAGGUGGACAUCACCAAGCCAGAUAUGACCAUUCGCCAGCAAAUCAUGCAGCUCAAGAUCAUGACAAACCGGCUGGGCAACGCCAACAUYGGGAAUGAUGUGGAUUUCCAAGACACAAGUGACGACAUGAGCGGCUCCGGGAGUGGGGACAGCUGUCCUGAUGAUGUCUGUGGCAAAAGACUUUCUAAGAGCCCCAGCACCAGGCAGCCAGAAACACACGCUAUUCCUAAGCAGUCUGGACAUGGUGUCAAUGGGGCCAGCAGCAGAUCUUUGCCUUCUGCCUCCCUCCUCCUCCUCCUCUCGGUGGCUGUCAUCGCCGCACAGCACUUGUGGCGGUAACUCACUGGCACAGCCAGGAAACAGACUGCGGCUGAGGGCUUCACUUUGCCAAAACCAACCAACCAACCAACCAACCAACCAACCAACCAACCAACCAACCAACCAAAGGACAUAUUUAAUUCACCUUGGCAAAAAAAAAAGGAAAAAACAAAAAAAAAUGGAGGAGAAAAAGGUUUCAAAAGGUUUCAGUUGUUUGCUAUUUCUGGCAGUGCUCGAGCUGUUCUCUUCUUUCUCGGUCUUUCCCCAAUGCUGGGCCCUUCUUUCCGUACCUCAUUGUUUUACUUUUGUUAUUGCCACAAACUGGCUCUUGGGGCUGAAACAAGCCCUUGCAGAGGGCUCCAGGGGAACUCGGCCAGCCCCUCRGAGGGCAGCUGUCCUGCUGCCUCCAGUGGAAUAUGCAAUUGCCCUGCCCUCGUUGCCCAGCGCGGGCCGGAGCAGCGCCGGCUCCUGACGCCGACAGACUGGGAUCCUCGGCACGGCUCAGUGCUGCAUUCAGGGGCUCUUUCGGGUUUUUCCUCUGUGCUUCCGAGGUGGGCAGAGAUGGCCCUUCACUUCCAGCCGUGGGCAUAGGAGCGUGAGCAGGUUUGGUGGGUUGAACUGAAACAGUUUGGCAGUGGCUGUUGGACCCAAAAAUGCAGAACUCCCUUUUUCUUUGAAAAGGUCACAAGUGGGUUUCUUGACUAGAGCUCGUAGCUGAUGACAAUUUGAAAUGUAGGUUUCCUACAUCUAAGUGACUGGGAUGAGUGUUAGGGGUUGGGGUUUGGGGUACUUUUCUUUGCAUGCUAGUUGGAAAGCCAUUUUUUACCCAAGUAACAAAGGUCCAAUUUCUACCUGCAGUGCAGUACCAUCAUAGGUAACAGAGAGAUAUGCACAGUGGGAUUCUCUGUGUGACAGACAGUUGUGCUGCCUCSUCCUUCUCUGGUCCCAGCCAUGGACAGGAAUCUCUUUUUUUUUCUUGGUAAUAAGAAAGACCAGGGACGUUUUACUAACUGGAGCUCUGGGACUGGUUGUGGCCCCUCAAGCAGGUGCCUCAGGGCAGAGAGGAGCUGGUGGGGAUCACCUUGGGCAGUUCCCUACCCARAGCCCUGGCUCAAGGCAGCACCUGCCAGGGGGAAUGUGAAGAUGGGACAUAUUUUGUUAGGGAUUUCUUUUUACCUUUGGUGUUUGUUCCAGUUGUACUGUCGGUUUUUAAUGAUCCCCAUUUUCUCUGUUCCUUCCCCAUYAUCCAAUACACCUUCCCUAACCCCUGCAGGCACAGGCUGAGCCAAUGGGUCAGCACCCACUGACAGCUCCGUUUUGGCUCAGGGGAGGGCCAGGCUCACCCUUUGCUGUUCCAUCCCACCACUCACCAGCCUUUGGGUGAGGUGGGUGGCUGCCCUAAGCCUGAAAUGCUUGGUGGGGURGGCUCUGUGCCAGGUUUGGAGACUGGGGGUGGUGAGUAAAGUUAUAAAUAUACACUCACAUAGCUGUAGGAGUGUCUGUGCUUGUAGGGCUGUGUGUCUGGGGCUUCCAGAGGCUUCUGUGCAUGGGCUGGAGGUGUAGAUGUAGCAGAUGUUAGAUCCAGCACAGUCACUGUGGCUGCUUGGGCCCAGAGCACACACAGGGGUUGGGUUUGAGCUUCAGGGUUUGUAYUGGGGUAAGAGGGAGGGCAGAGCUGGGCCUGUCUCUUUACUGGGCCUGUGCUUUACUGGUCUGCACAGCAUUUGAGCAUUUCUUGUCUGUCCUGCCAGAGGAGAUGUGCCUUUGGGCUGAGCAAACAUUAUGAGGUUGGGGUUUGGCUGUUUUCUAAGAAAGGGG
Malurus melanocephalus (red-backed fairy wren) is the source of this 3741-nucleotide messenger RNA. RefSeq names its product glypican 1 (gene GPC1). NCBI's taxonomy places the organism in Eukaryota, Metazoa, Chordata, Aves, Passeriformes, Maluridae. Gene Ontology annotation, cellular component: synapse; extracellular region; cell surface. Gene Ontology annotation, biological process: regulation of protein localization to membrane; negative regulation of fibroblast growth factor receptor signaling pathway; cell migration. Gene Ontology annotation, molecular function: fibroblast growth factor binding. The record is from RefSeq and is a predicted model, not a curated record.